GAAUGCUCUAUAGAACUUUUCACGAUUAUCACCAAGUAUGGCAAUUGGAAUCGCACUUAUUGGUAGCGGCAUCUUCGCCAAAGAAGAACAUCUCCCAGCUAUCCAAGACACUCCCAAUUUAAGCCUAAAGGCUGUAUACUCGCGCUCCCUCAAAUCUGCAAAGGCUCUGUCUGAGAAGCUCUCGGACGUGGAACUCUACAGCGACGAUCAAGAUGGCAAGAAGUUCGAGGACCUACUCAAAAGGAACGACGUAAAAGGCGUGGUGAUUGCCCUGCCCAUCCCCGCCCAACCAGACUACAUCAAAAAGGCCCUAGCAGCUGGUAAACACGUCUUCGCCGAGAAGCCCAUCGCUAAAGACCUCGCCACCGCCCAAGAACUCCUCUCAUGGACCCAAGACGCAUCCAACACAUCCGCCAUCUACACCGUAGCCGAGAACUUCCGCUUCAUCGAUUCCUACGUCUGGGGCUCCCAGCAAGUUGCUUCGCUGGGCCGUAUUCUCUCCUUCAGAGUUCGUGUAGCCCUCCUGGUGCAGCCUGGUAGCAAGUACUAUGAGACGGAGUGGCGCAAGAAGCCCGAGCACCAGGGUGGCUUUCUGCUAGACGGCGGCGUGCAUUUUGUUGCCGCGACGCGUUUGCUGCUCCAGGGCGGUGGACAGAAGAUCAACAAGGUCAGUGCCUUUACUGCGCAGCUGCAAGAAUAUCUUCCGCCCGUCGACACGCUCAAUGCCACAAUGCAGCUUGGCAACGGCGCGUCUGGUACCCUUUCCAUCUCUUUCGGAACAACGGACACGGGCUCUGAGUACCUUGUUGCGUGUGAAAAGGGCUCUGUGCAUGUAUCUCGCGGGAAGGUUAUUGUUACGAGAGACGGCAAAGAGGCGGAGACCAAGGAGUUCCCGGAUGAGGGCAAUGGCGUAAACCAGGAGAUCAAGGCUUGGGCUAAGAGUCUAGAGGAGGGGAAGAGGAAUGAGAUGCAGAGUCCUGAGGAAGCUUUGAAGGACUUGGAGAUUCUCGAAGUUUGCUUGAUGAGUGGUGAACAGGGCGGUAAGCCCAUAGAUGUUAAGCAGUAGAUUGAAUAGGAUUAGAUAGAAGCAAAAAUAAUGGAAUAACACUCUACGGC
This is a messenger RNA of Pyrenophora tritici-repentis Pt-1C-BFP, 1116 nucleotides long. Its product is annotated as oxidoreductase family. Gene Ontology annotation, biological process: NADPH regeneration. The record is from RefSeq and is a predicted model, not a curated record. NCBI's taxonomy places the organism in Eukaryota, Fungi, Ascomycota, Dothideomycetes, Pleosporales, Pleosporaceae. Gene Ontology annotation, molecular function: nucleotide binding; oxidoreductase activity. Gene Ontology annotation, cellular component: cytoplasm.